GGUGUGGCGCCCGAGGCACGGGGCGGUGAUGAGGCGGGCUGCGGGCGGGAGCCGGAGCCGGAGCCGGGCGCAGAACCCUGGAGUCCUGGCUCCUAUUGCGCGGAGUAGAGCCGCCCCCCGAGCUGCCUGGAGCCAGCCCGACCCCAAAGGUCAGACCGGGGAACCUGCCGCCUCCGGCCCCUGCGAGCUGCUGCUGGGCCCCGCGCCCGCUCGCUGAUCGGAGCGUGGCGGGCUAGCGGGUGCCCUGGCGAUGCAGGGCGGCUUCGCUCCAAGCCCGCGCCGCGACCCGGCCGCGCGGUCCAGCCCUUGGGAUGGGCCCUUGCGCUGGCCCCUAAUGCGCUUAGCCGCGGGGCAGAACUAAGCGGCUUAUCUCCGACGCGGGGGGGGGGGGGUGACUGGCUCCUUUGCAGCGUGAACAUUCAUACGGUGGAGAAAGGCACUGCUGUUGCCUGUAUCUGUUUGAGUGAGCAAGUGACAGCAUUGCUGUAACACAAAGCCAAAAUGAGUGACAAGAAAGACACUAAUGACUUAAGAGAGGCUGGUGAUUCAACAGAAAGUGCAGAAUAUGAGGAUGAUUUUGAAAAGGAUCUUGAGUGGUUUAUUAAUGAAGAAAAAGAAGAUGACGAUGACCCUGGGGAAACAGAGAAUGAAGAGGAUGUAGAGGCAAAUAUUGACGAAGACAAUGAGGAAAGAGAAGAAUGUGUAGAGCAGCUUCCUCAGCCUGAUGCAGAUCUGGAGGAGAGUCCACCAAAUGAAGAAAAACCUGUAUCCGUACCCGAAGUUAAACCAUUGGAUCAUACAUCUGAUACUGACAGUGAAAGCUCCAUCCAGGAGUCCAAGCUGGAAAACCAGCAGGAACUGGAUGAGGAAGAUGAUGAAGAAAUAAAGCGCUACAUUUUGGAAAAGAUCGAAGAAGCCAACAAGCUGCUGGAGAACCAAGAACCUCUGGAUGAGAAUAGAGAAAGGAAACUAAAAUUCAAAGAUAAAUUGGUAGAUCUGGAAGUUCCCCCUCUAGAAGAUACGGAAGCUUAUAAAAAUGAUCCUGACAGUGAAGAGGCUGUUUCAAGUAGGCUGUCUCAACUGCAUAUUUCUAAUGAGCCAGGACUGGAAAGCAUGUCUUUUUCACUUAAUGGUGGCAAGGAUGAGGAACACAAGGAUGGCAAGAUCCUAGUAGAGAAAGAUGGGAAGUUUGAACUCUUGAGUUUACGUGAUAUUGAAAGCCAUGGCUUUUUGCCCCCGAUAAGUGUUUCUUUCACUGACAUUGAAGCUCAACCUAUUUCUCCUAAGUUUUCCCAUUCCAUUAUUUUUGGCACUCCCAGUCUAAGAAAGGAAGAGCCUUUAGUGCAGCAAGGGGUAAAUGCUUUCUUUCCCAUUGGAGAAGAGUUUGUCUGUUCCCCUAAGCCUCCACCUAACCCUAAGUAUCGCCCAAACUCAGCUAUCAACAUUGCAAGAAGUGGGGGAAUGGGAAGAACUCCCCGCAGGGUGCAGUCUGCAAAUGUUCCUUUGAGAAGCUCCACCUACGGUCUUUCACCGAAACAAAAAGAGAUGCAAAAACAGAUGCAACAAAGGAAAGAGAAACUAAGGAAAGAGGAAGCAGCACAAAGAAAACAACAGGAAGAAGAAAAGAAGAGAGAGAAUGACAUGGUCUUUAGAGCUUGGUUGCAGAAGAAAAAAGAACAAGUGCAGGAACAGAAGCGAAUUCAGCGUGCAAAGGAACUAGAAGGCUCAAAUAGUAGACAGGAGAACAGAGAUCCAGAGGAAGCUUUCAGGUUAUGGCUUAAAAAAAAGCACCAAGAUCAAAUGAAAGAAAAACAAAUGGAAAUCCUUAAACGCCAGGAAGAGUGCCUGUACUUCCUUCCAAGAACAGAGGAAUGUGACAGAGCCUUUAAACAAUGGCUAAAAAGAAAGAGAGAGGAAAAGCGAGCAGAGGAACUGGCUGCCAAAGAGCGAUCGAGGCAACUUAGGCUAGAAGCCAGAAGAGCAAAACAAAUCCAGAAUAUCCUCUGCACCAUUUCUGAACCUAAAUCCUUCCGCUUCACAGACCAUUACAGCUGAAGGUUUGAUGUGUCUCAAAUAUUAGUGUCAGCUGACAUACCUAUUAUGGCUAGAGCUGCAGUUCUUGACAGCCAGUGCCCUUUUAUGGUGUUUGAAAAUCUUUAAAUAAUGGUUUAAAAAUUUUCUCUUAACUGACAAUGCAUUUACUACUUACCAUUUAUUUAUUUAUUUAGAAUUUGAAAUGACAAACCUGAUUCUGUUGUGUGUAUGACUCAGCAGUGCUCUCAAUCCCACUGAGCCAAAGUGAGAAUAAAUAUCCAUAUAGCUGUG
Molecule: messenger RNA, 2325 nt
Organism: Chelonia mydas (Green sea turtle)
Lineage: Eukaryota; Metazoa; Chordata; Testudines; Cheloniidae
Gene: CCDC181
Product: coiled-coil domain containing 181
Exons: 7
Coding region: 502-2055 (517 amino acids)
Molecular function (GO): microtubule binding
Source: RefSeq, a predicted model, not a curated record